Molecule: messenger RNA, 2169 nt
Organism: Lachnellula hyalina
Lineage: Eukaryota; Fungi; Ascomycota; Leotiomycetes; Helotiales; Lachnaceae
Gene: MLH1
Product: DNA mismatch repair protein
Exons: 3
Coding region: 1-2169 (722 amino acids)
Biological process (GO): mismatch repair
Cellular component (GO): MutLalpha complex
Molecular function (GO): mismatched DNA binding; ATP hydrolysis activity; ATP binding
Source: RefSeq, a predicted model, not a curated record
AUGGCGGAACAUAUGGAUCUAGAUACGGAGAAUUUGAGAGGUACCAAGAGAAAAGCCUCUGAGAUACCUCUGGAAGUUUCAGCUCCCCGAAGGAUUAGGGCUCUUGAUCCAGAUGUUGUCAACAAGAUCGCUGCUGGCGAGAUUAUCGUGGCGCCAGUGCACGCAUUGAAAGAACUUAUAGAAAAUGCUGUUGAUGCCGGAUCUACUUCUCUCGAGGUUCUCGUCAAAGAGGGCGGAUUAAAGCUUUUGCAAAUCACAGAUAAUGGUCAUGGGAUUUCAAAAGAAGAUCUACCAAUUCUAUGCAAGCGGUUUACAACUUCAAAGCUCAAGGCUUUCGAGGACUUGACUUCUAUCGGUACCUAUGGAUUUCGCGGAGAAGCACUCGCUAGUAUCAGCCAUAUUGCUCAUCUUACUGUAACUACGAAGACGAAAGACUCUAGCUGUGCUUGGAGGGCACACUACGACAGCGGGAAUUUGAUUCCCGCAAAGCCUGGUCAAAGUGCGGAUCCGAAGCCCACGGCUGGGCGCCCAGGAACGCAAAUCACCGUGGAAGACCUCUUUUACAACGUCCCCACCCGCCGACGUGCUUUCAGAUCAGCUUCAGAGGAGUACAACAAGAUCUUAGACGUUGUGGGGAGAUAUGCAAUUCACUGUGAUGGGGUUGCUUUCAGCUGUAAGAAACACGGCGAGGCCAGUACUACGAUAUCGACGCAGUCUAAUUCUUCGACUGUUGAUCGUAUUCGACAAAUCCAUGGAAGCUCAGUAGCAGCCGAAUUAAUCGAAUUUACAUCCUCCGACGAAACAUACGGAUAUCGGGCUCGAGGAUGGACAACGAAUGCUAACUAUCACGUCAAGAAGACUGUGUUGCUCCUGUUCAUCAACCACCGUUCUGUGGAUUCUACAAACAUUCGGAAAGCCAUCGAACAGACAUAUUCAAACUUUUUACCCAAGGGAGGACAUCCCUUCACAUACCUCAGCCUCGACAUCGACCCUCAACGAGUAGACGUCAACGUCCACCCAACAAAAAACGAAGUCAACUUCCUGAACGAAGACGAGAUAAUCGAAAAGAUAUGCGGCGACAUCCGCGUAAAACUCGCAAACGUCGAUACAAGCCGUACUUUCAUGACCCAGACCCUCCUCCCCGGUGCUCACAUACCUCUAAUAUCAGCAGACUCAACCGGCAGCGAUGUCCCAAGCAAGUCAAACAGUACCCCCAAACCUAAACCCUACGAAAAUAACCUCGUCCGCACUGACGCCAAAGUCCGCAAAAUAACCAGCAUGCUCCCACCAAGCGCUCCCCGCGGUAGCGAAACCCCUCUACCACCAAACACGCACCCCUCAGACCUUGAGUACCAACAAUCUGACCGCGAUCCUAUCAACUGCCGUCUCAUGACCGUCAAAGACCUGCGCGCCGAAGUCCGCGACGAGAUGCACAACGACCUCACCGAGAUUUUUGCCUCCCACACCUUUGUAGGCGUCGUCGACGAACGCAGACGCUUAGCUGCUAUCCAAGGAGGCGUACGACUAUUCCUCGUGGAUUACGGCAUGGUGGCCAACGAAUACUUCUACCAAGUAGGCCUCACGGACUUCGGAAACUUUGGUGUCAUCCGCUUCGAAACCCCUCUCAACCUCCGCGAACUCCUCGGCCUGGCAGCAGAGCACGAGAAAGCCUCUCCUACUCCGACAAACACGGAAGAUGAUUUCGAGGUCCAGGAUGCAGUUGAUCUCGUCUCCGAGCAGCUGAUAGAGCGUCGAGACAUGCUGCUAGAAUACUUCUCCUUUGAGAUAUCCCCCGAAGGCGACAUAAUCUCCAUUCCGCUCCUCCUCAAAGGCUACACUCCCUCCCUCGCCAAACUCCCACGUUUCCUGCUCCGUCUCGGGCCGCAUGUCAACUGGAGCAGCGAGAAAGACUGCUUUGAGACCUUUCUCCGUGAACUGGCUUCUUUCUACGUGCCUGAGCAACUACCUCCUAGCGGUGGUCCUGAGGAUUCUGAGGAGGGUGUGGAUGAGGAGCUUAAGAGUAGGAGGGCGGAGGUGGUGAAGGUCGUUGAAGACAUACUAUUUCCAGCAUUUAGGGCGCGACUGGUUGCAACAAGGUCGUUGGGCAAGGGUGCUGUUGUUGAGAUUGCGAAUUUGAAGGGCUUGUACAGGGUGUUCGAACGAUGCUAG